AUGUCUCGCUCUCGCUCCAACUCCUCAACCUCCAACCUCUCCAGCAAGGAGCUUCCUGCCGACAGUAUGGCGAUCCAGGUCUCCAUCAACGGUGGCAAGACCAUAAAACUGAACGUCCGACCUGUUCACACCAUCUCCAAUGUCCUUGAAUUCCUCUCAGCCUCUACAAACCUGCCUACAGACAGCCAGCUUAUGCUAGACGGCAAACCUCUCGAACCAUCCACCACCGUUGCAGACCUCAAGUUAGACGAGUCGUCGACCCUACAGCUCUCAUCUCCCUCACGGAGCACAACUCCUACACAACCCGCGCCAGCAACCGACGUGGUCACGCAAAAGCCAUCGACCUCAGGUACUUCGACCCCCACAACAUCCGGAACUGCAACCCCGACCAAGAAGAAGUCCAACCGACCUCGAUGUUCAAAGGACGGAUGCAAAGCACCUGCUCAGCCUAUUGUCGGAGACUGCGGUUUCUGCCAAAAGCGCUUCUGUGGCAAACACCGCAUGCUGGAGUCUCAUAACUGCGAAGGACUCGAAGACGCUCGACGCGCAGACAAGGAUAGGAAUGCGGCCAAGUUGGAGGGCGAGCGUACUGUCAUGCUUCGCGGCUUAUAA
This is a messenger RNA of Exophiala spinifera, 612 nucleotides long. RefSeq lists its product as uncharacterized. Lineage: Eukaryota; Fungi; Ascomycota; Eurotiomycetes; Chaetothyriales; Herpotrichiellaceae. The record is from RefSeq and is a predicted model, not a curated record. Gene Ontology annotation, molecular function: zinc ion binding; protein binding. Bases 1 to 612 code for a protein of 203 amino acids. The transcript is spliced from 2 exons.